UUUCAAAGAACCAUUUUUAUUAGCCCAAUGGGAACGUCCGAACGAGGAAGACCGGCACUCCGCUAGUCAAAUCUCCGGACUGACUUGCUAUUGUCCUUCACUCCUUCAUCAAUUUCACCUCCUCCGGUUGCAUUGAAGCUUAACCAGACAUGGAAGCCCGCUCUCCAAAGUCUACCUCUUUCGUUUCGCUGCUUUCCAUCUGCUUAUUCUUCACUUCUGUUCGCGCUGCUCCAUCAUUCCUCGGAGUUCACCCCCUCGAUGAGAAGUAUUAUUCCUCCGAGGUCAUAAAAUGCAAGGAUGGUUCUAGAUCUUUCACUAUAGAUCGUCUUAAUGACGAUUUCUGUGACUGCGUUGAUGGAACCGAUGAGCCUGGUACAUCUGCCUGUGCAAGAGGGAAAUUCUAUUGUCGGAAUAUGGGAAGUACACCGCGGUUUAUUUUUUCUUCCCGUGUCAACGAUCAUAUAUGUGAUUGCUGUGAUGGAAGUGAUGAAUAUGAGGGUAAUAUCUUUUGCCCGAACACUUGCGUCAUGGGGGGGAAUAUGUACAAGAGCAACAACGAUGUUUCAACUACUCGAGAUGUUGAUAUAGUCAUCAGAAAAGUUAAGGAAGAAAUCACUAAGGAGGACUUGUUCCAAAAGCUAACUGGUUUGAAGCUAGUAAUAAUCCUACAGGUAGCUCUUACAAUUUUUGCAAUCCUCAUUUGGGCAAACCGUUGUCGUGUGAAAUCUAAGAGAAGACGACACCGUUGAAGCGAGCGGCAAUCGUCAUUCCUUAAUCUUCACUGUAAUCCCAAGCGCUCACAAAGCUCAACACACUGGAUAAAGAACUCCUGAUCCAUUAAUCUUAACAAACCAUGAUAUUUUAGCUGCCUAAACCCAACCUUGGUUAUAUAUAUAUAAAGAUCACAACAACACGAUGGAUUACCUACCCAAUCUAUAUCAAUUUUGUAACAUUUGGGCUAGAUUCACUCAAUGUAUCAUAUAUCAGAGAGACCAAAUCUUGUUACAAUAUUUGUCUUGCACGACCUCAAUAACUUUUGGCGAAGUUUGCAGCCUUUGAUUAUGCAAUGAACCAAAUGAAAGUUGUGUAAAAGUAAAAUCUGGUGUACAUGAAAGAGGGGGGCAAAUUCUCCAAAAAUGGCAACUGGGGUCUCAUUUUCAACCUCAAAUUCAUCCCUUCCCAAUCGAAGAUUCAUGUAAUGUUUUUUACAUAGACUGAGUGAAAAAAUGUGUCAGCUUUUGACAUAUUACAUU
Cucumis melo (muskmelon) is the source of this 1253-nucleotide messenger RNA. RefSeq names its product glucosidase 2 subunit beta. The coding region runs from base 150 to 749 and encodes 199 amino acids. The transcript has 6 exons. Gene Ontology annotation, cellular component: glucosidase II complex. The record is from RefSeq and is a predicted model, not a curated record. Lineage: Eukaryota; Viridiplantae; Streptophyta; Magnoliopsida; Cucurbitales; Cucurbitaceae. Gene Ontology annotation, biological process: N-glycan processing.